UACAAACAAUUAACUUUCAUUUUAUAAAACCAAAGAAUAUGUUGUAUUAUAUAUUAGUCAUUUUAAAGCAAAUUCUUGUACAGUUAUGAAACAAAUUUACAUUAACUGAUAUGCAAACUACGUCACCUAACCAAUUCUUUAUCUUCUGUUAAGAACACUUAAGACUAUAUAUAUAGUGUGAAGCAUUAAACAUAUGACAAUAGUAACAAGUUAAACGCGGCAUUAAUUGUAAGAUACAUACGUUAUGUGUACCGAAAACUUACCGUAUUUUUUAUCUGGAUUGGUGGUCAAAGGUUUCGGCCGAGGUUCCAAAUCUUUAGGAAUACCAACAGCAAAUCUUGAAGAUAAAGUAGUUGAAGCUUUACCUGAUGAUUUUAAUACUGGAGUUUAUUAUGGAUGGGCUUCUAUAGACGGAAAUGUUUAUAAAAUGGUUGCAAGUAUUGGUUGGAACCCAUUCUAUAAAAACGAAAAGAAGACAAUAGAAGUACAUUUUCUUCACAAAUUUGAAAAUGAUUUUUAUGGAAAGCUAAUUAAAGUAACUUUCCUGGGUUAUAUACGACCCCAACAAGAUUAUACUUCCGUUGAGGAAUUAAUUAAAGCAAUAGAAAAUGAUAUUACAAUUACUGAACAACAAUUGGAGCAGCCACAAAAUAAGGCUUAUAAAAAUAACAAAUUUUUUACAGAAUAACAUAUUCGUAUUUGUUGAUAUUAAUGCAUAAAAACUUACUUUUAUAGAAUUGACGAUAUUUUCUUAUUUUAAACAUAGUUUAAAAUAAAUUUGUUAGACAGUAUGUGGCAGUAUUAAAAUAUGUAAACUUUAU
Molecule: messenger RNA, 821 nt
Organism: Osmia bicornis bicornis
Lineage: Eukaryota; Metazoa; Arthropoda; Insecta; Hymenoptera; Megachilidae
Gene: Rfk
Product: riboflavin kinase
Exons: 4
Coding region: 245-688 (147 amino acids)
Biological process (GO): FMN biosynthetic process; riboflavin biosynthetic process
Cellular component (GO): mitochondrion
Molecular function (GO): riboflavin kinase activity
Source: RefSeq, a predicted model, not a curated record